Messenger RNA from Vicia villosa (hairy vetch), 1362 nucleotides. RefSeq lists its product as uncharacterized. The record is from RefSeq and is a predicted model, not a curated record. Gene Ontology annotation, molecular function: DNA helicase activity. Gene Ontology annotation, biological process: DNA repair; telomere maintenance. The transcript is spliced from 3 exons. Bases 1 to 1362 code for a protein of 453 amino acids. Lineage: Eukaryota; Viridiplantae; Streptophyta; Magnoliopsida; Fabales; Fabaceae.
AUGGAUGCUGUAGAAAAGCAACAAGGUGGGGUGUUUUUUUUAUAUGGCUAUGGUGGGACUGGUAAGACCUUUAUGUGGAACACUUUAUCAGCAACACUUAGUUUGUUGUUACCAGGAGGAAGAACAGCCCAUUCUAGAUUUAAGAUUCCCGUUCCUACUUUAGAGACUUCUAUUUGCAACAUUGAAAAAAAAGAUGAUAUUGCUGAGCUUCUUAAGUUUACGGAUUUAAUCAUCUGGGAUGAGGCUCCUAUGGCUAACAAGUUUUGCUUCGAAUCUUUGGAUAAAUCCUUAAAAGAUAUCAUGAGUGGUCCCACACAUGCAUCUAAAAAAAUAUUUGGCGGUAAGGUUGUUGUUUUUGGUGGUGACUUCAGACAAAUUCUCCCUGUUAUACCAAGAGGUACUAGAUCUGAUAUUAUCCAUGCAACAAUUAAUGCUUCUUAUAUUUGGGAUCAUUGUAAAGUAUUGAGACUUACAAAGAACAUGAGAUUGCAAAGUGGUCCACCUACUACUACAGCUGAUGAGAUUAGGAGCUUUUCUGAGUGGAUUUUAAAUAUUGGAGAUGGGACCAUGUGUGAACCUAAUGAUGGUUAUGCUGAUAUCUGUAUUCUAGAUGAGUUCAUUAUUUCAAACUUUACAGAUCCUAUUCAGGCCAUUGUUGAAGAUACCUACCCUGAUCUCAUUCAUAAUUAUCUUGAUUCCAAUUAUCUUCAAAGUCGUGCGAUAUUAGCUUCAACAAUCGAAGUUGUUGAUGAUAUCAACCAAUAUAUCACUAACCUUCUUCCAGGUGAAGAGAGAGAAUACUUUAGUAGUGAUUCCAUUGAUAGAUCAGAUGUAACUAACUUUGAUGCAUAUGAGCAUGUGACACCAGAGUUUUUGAACGCUCUUAAAACCUCGGGAUUGCCUAACCAUUCAAUCAGGUUGAAAGUCGGGGCCACUAUUAUGUUAAUGCGCAACCUAGAUCAGUCAGAGGGCUUGUGCAACGGCACACGACUAACUGUAACCAGACUUGCUGCCCAUGUCAUUGAAGCCAAGAUCAUUUCUGGAAAAAAUAUUGGUAACAUCUUUUAUAUUCCUAGAAUGUCUUUAUCCCCCUCACAAUCUCCAUGGCCAUUUAAGUUGGUGAGACGCCAAUUUCCAAUUAUUGUUUCCUUUGCCAUGACUAUUAACAAGUCACAGGGCCAGUCACUUGACAAUGUGGGAUUGUAUUUGCCAAAGGAAGUUUUUAGUCAUGGGCAAUUGUAUGUCGCUAUCUCAAGAGUCAAAUCCAAAAAGGGUUUGAGGAUUCUUAUUCAUGACAAAGAGAAACAACCUAUGCUCUCUACCACCAAUGUUGUUUUCAAGGAAGUCUUUCAUAACAUUUAA